AUGGCUACUCAUCCUGCACUUCAAAUAACGGGCAUCAAGGAGCCGUUGAAGUUGGUGCAAGUCCCGACCCCAAAGCCCCAGCAAAAUGAAGUCCAAGUUCGCAUAGAAUGGGUGCCUUCCGCACCCUUGGACGUGUACCAAGUGGAUGCUGGCUUAAUGGUCCAAUUCCCUCAGGGUCUCGGUGACAGUGGUGCUGGUACCGUGGUGGCUGUUGGGCCCGGUGUCGAACGCCUUCGUGUUGGUGAUCAAGUCUUUGGUUUCUUCUUUCACAACGAAAAGGAGAAGGGCCAACAGAUCUAUGUAACCGCACCGGAACAUCUCUUUGGAAAGGUGCCCCCAAGUGUGUCGCUGGCCGCCGCGGUUACGGUGCCGACAAACUUCUGUACCGCAUUUCUGACUCUCUCUGACAAGCUUGGGCUGGACCUGCCUUGGCCACGUCCCUCCAACUUUACCCCUCUGCACCAAGACGCACCGAUUCUCGUCUGGGGGGCAGGUAGCUCCGUUGGUCAAUUCGCAGUCCAGAUCCUCAAGCAUUGGGGAUACACGAACGUAAUCGCAACGGCAUCUUCCAAGCACCACGAAAAGAUCAAAAGCUACGGCGCCAAACAUGUCAUUGAUUAUCAAGACCCCAAAGCUGUUGACUCGAUCCUCAAGAUAUUGAACACAGAAAGCCCCGCCAUUCCCAUUCGUGCUUUUGACUGUGUCUCCUCGAAGUCUGGGUCACUACAGCAUAUCGCCACAAUCACAACCCUGCCAGGCUCAAUAGUGGCCGCUGUUCUCCCCGUUGUUACCCGCUCUCCUUCAGAUAAGGAGGGCGUGCAGGUUUCAGCUGACGUUGCCGGGGAAGCACCCUGGAUGUCUGGUGUGGAAGUCCACAGCGUUAUAAGCUAUGCUUAUGAAGCGGAUGCCUUCCUGAAAGAUCAUCUGUUCCCGGAGAUUGUUCCCGCGCUGCUCGAGUCGGGUGCCAUUGAGCCGAAUAAGUAUCGUGAAAUUGAAGGUGACUCGCUUUUGCAGAGGGCUUCCAAGGCUCUGGAUACCUUGAGAAGCGGCACUGUUAGUGGUGAAAGGCUGGUUUGGAAGCUUUGGACCAAGGAGGAAUACCCGCAGUAUGAGUAG
Aspergillus caelatus is the source of this 1116-nucleotide messenger RNA. RefSeq names its product zinc-binding alcohol dehydrogenase family protein. The record is from RefSeq and is a predicted model, not a curated record. Lineage: Eukaryota; Fungi; Ascomycota; Eurotiomycetes; Eurotiales; Aspergillaceae. The coding region runs from base 1 to 1116 and encodes 371 amino acids. Gene Ontology annotation, molecular function: oxidoreductase activity, acting on NAD(P)H. The transcript has 3 exons.